Molecule: messenger RNA, 2461 nt
Organism: Seminavis robusta
Lineage: Eukaryota; Bacillariophyta; Bacillariophyceae; Naviculales; Naviculaceae
Source: the annotation of a GenBank genome assembly
CUCUAAACCACAACAGGUCCAAGCCAAGCAACGGACAGUUAUUGUCAAGCAACCAUACGAACAAACAACUCUACUAUACUAUCUGUGUUUCUUCUGUCUUUCUUUCUAAAUUGAACAAUCAUGGCAGAACAAGUCCAAGCCGCCCUGGACAAGAUGGUCCCGCCAUUGGCAGAUCUGAUGGAUCGCAACAUUUUUUCACAAGAGGAAAUUCACGCCAUUGUGGCUCGACGACGCAAUUCCGAGUAUUUGCUACGACGAACGAGUCCACGAAAGGCAGACUUUUUGAAAUAUAUUCAAGACGAGUUACAGUUGGAACGAUUGCGACUAUUGAGGACCAAACGAAUUCAAAAGGAACAAAAGCAGCGAUUAUUACAAAAGCAAGAACAACAACAACAAGUACCAGGAGAAGAGGACAAGGUCAUUCGAGAACACCACAUUGGAGAUGCCCACAUUAUUCAACACAUUCAUCUCCUCUUCAAACGAGCGCUCCAACGAUACAAUCGAGAGGAUGUAUCCAUGUACUUGCAAUACGCCGACGUCGCCAAGGAACUAGGCUCCUUUCAAAAAUUGCCGCAAAUAUACGCACAAGCCGUACAGCUUCAUCCCCAUGCCACGGGAGUUUGGAUCGAAGCGGCAUCCCAUGAAUUCUUUCAUCGGACAUCCGUCAGUACUGCACGUAUUCUACUACAGCGGGCAUUGCGCAUCAAUCCAAAAGCACAAGAUCUGUGGUUCCAAUCCUUUGCACUCGAAUUUCAUUACAUUGCCAAAAUGAAGGGACGACAAUCGGUUUUGUUAAAGCAAUCAGCAACAACAACUACAACGACCAUACAAGACAAUCCUUCCCUCGACUCGACCCUCUUUGUCGUAGCCAAGAUUGUCUAUGACAAGGCCAUCGAAGCCAUUCCAAACGACAUUGACCUGCGAUUGGGGUUCCUCGAUCUUUGCAAGUCGUUCCCACACACGCUAGCCAUGGAGGAAUACAUUUUCAAGUCCAUCCGAAACGAUUUCAAAGAGACUCCCAAAGCAUGGAUUGCCAGAGCCACGAGGCUUUUACACAAACAACUCGAACAGAAACAGCAGCAAAACAAUGAAGACAAAGACAUGCCGAAAGGAUUCCUGGAACCACUACAAGUGGAAGAAACAGACCAAUCCGAAUCAGAAGACAAUGACAGCAGCAGCAGCAACAGCAGUGGUGAUGAUGAUGAUGACGACAGACCUGCCAAAAAGCAAAAGAGUUCCGAACCCCACAAAAAGGAAAGCAAGGAGACGGACGCUGUCCUGGCCAUGAUCCAAAAGGCACUGCAGGCGGUACCAACCACAGAGAUGUAUCUGAAAGCCGUACAGUUCUUAUGGAUGUACUGUGAGCGGAUCGAGCGAAUAUUGUCUUCUGCUGCUGCUACUGACGAGGAGGAUGCAUCCUCGGCAGCAGAAGCCACUCGGGAACGCAUCUUGCUGGAGUUCUUUCCCAACCUCUUUCAACAAGCCCUGACGACACGGCCCCAUGUAGUAUACAACUCUUCCUUGGCUCUACAACACGCUGAAUACCAUGUCAGAUUGGAACAGCCAGAGAACGCCCGUCAAGUGUUGGCGGACUUUUGCGCUUCUUUCAACAAGGGCAACAAGAAGAAUGCACAACAGCUACCAUCCACAAAGGUUUGGAUAGCAUUGGCAAAUCUCACAUUCCAAGUCAAUAAGGAACAACAAUCAGCAAUCGAAACACGAAAAGUCAUCAAAGAGGCCAUGUCGCAUUUCCCCGUUGGUCAGAAAGACCAUAUGCAGUUGUUGCUACAGCUGUUGGGGGUCGAACUGGUCAUGGUGCGACAACAGUCUGCAAGAGACGCUGACAUUGACAACACCCAUAACAACAGCAAGGAAUGCAAAAUGGUCAUGGCAACAUUUCAGAAAAUUCUGCUGCUGGCCAGCAACAGGGUGUCUCCACUCGAUGGUGGUGAAGGCGACACAGCAGAGGAUGAUGAUGAUGAGUCGCUACUAUUGCUGACAUCCGAAAGCUCAGCCUUUGGCAUUACAAGCAUGGAGGACGCUUGUCUGCAAUUCUUAAUCUUUGCCGUCGAAGCGUAUGGGCCUUUGGAAGGUGUGCGGAAAGCGUCGAAGUUGGUCUUGCUGCAAUCCAAUUUCCUGCAGCAUUGGGAUGCCAAACAGGCAACAAACGACUUGGACAGAUUGGUUGCGUUCUUUGAUAAGUGCUUGGAAGUGGAAAUGGACACUCUACGAAACAACAAAACGAAGGCUCAAUUGAGCAAGGCUGAGCGGAAAAAAGGUCGGGUGGCGUUGCGUGAACUUUGCAAAGCGGCAAUACAGACAUUCCAAGAUGUACCAGCGUUGGCGAAACAGUAUCAGCAAAUGCAACAUGAUGCUCUGCUGCUUUGACUCCCCUCGCGGCCCUCCAAGGGAGCACUUAUCUAAAAGUCUAUUCUAAUAGCUAGCAUUUAUUUACGCGCCC